Messenger RNA from Portunus trituberculatus (swimming crab), 4457 nucleotides. It is a transcript of the gene RtGEF, whose product is annotated as rho guanine nucleotide exchange factor 7-like. The record is from RefSeq and is a predicted model, not a curated record. Gene Ontology annotation, molecular function: protein binding; guanyl-nucleotide exchange factor activity. The coding region runs from base 234 to 2030 and encodes 598 amino acids. NCBI's taxonomy places the organism in Eukaryota, Metazoa, Arthropoda, Malacostraca, Decapoda, Portunidae. The transcript has 13 exons.
AAGUAGGCUCGUAACCACAGAAAGUGAGUAGGCUCGUGACGGCCUUGGUGAGGGUGUUUACCUCCUCGGCGGCAGCGCUACUCGCCGCGCCUGGAGGUUAUUUGGCUGUAUUUUCAACAUUACCACACCCUUUCCUACACUCAGGUAUCAUCCUGGAGGGAAGGAGAAGAAGCAGAAGAGAAGCAUAGACGAGCAGCGCGUCACUGUGCUGUGGUGGCGGUGGCAGUGGCACCAUGGCAGAGAACAGUGGGUCGGUGUUGGUGGUGGAGGCCCUGUACUCCUUCAGGGGCAAGAACAAUGAUGAGCUAUGCUUCACGAAAGGGGACCUGAUCACAGUAACCCAGCGAGAGGAGGGAGGCUGGUGGGAAGGCACUCUGGGAGACAAGACAGGAUGGUUCCCCUCCAACUAUGUGCGGGAGUACAAACCACAGGAAGGCGCUCCACUCUCUCCUCAACUUGUGGAGGAGGAACUGCUCAGCCCACAGCACAGUCAGCAGCAGCAGGUGUACCGCAGCCUAGUGUUCAAAGAUAUACUAGAAUCAGAGCGAGCACACCUGGGAGACCUCCAGAGCCUUAUUGCCUCUUACCUGGGAGGUCUUCGCAAGUCUGAUGUGUUAACAGAGGCUGAAUACAAGCAGAUGGUGGGCAAUUUGGAGGAGGUGGCAGUAGCUCACUCCAAUCUUGUCACUGCACUUGAGGAACAAAGUGAGCGGCCAUCAAGAGAACAGCGCAUUGGGGGAGCCUUCCUUACCCUUGCACCUCACAUCCAGAACGUCCACCAAACCUACUGCAGUAACCACCCAAGGGCUGUGUGCAUCUUGGAAAAACACAAGGAUGAGUUGGGUAGCUUCAUGGAGAGCCAAGGAGCACCAAGACCUGGCAUCAUGUUCCUCACCACAGCACUCAGUAAGCCCUUCCGACGCCUUGACAAGUACACUGGCAUGCUUCAGGAGUACCAGCGCCACUUGGAGGAGGGACAUCCAGACCGUGGUGACACUCAGCGCUCAUCACACGUGUACAAGGAAUUGGCUUCAGUGUGUGGAGCAAUACGGCGACAGAAGGAGUUGGAACUGGAGGUGGUGACAGGACGAGUGCAUGGCUGGGAGGGUGGAGACAGCCUGGGGACAUUAGGGGAGGUACUGCGCAUGGGCUCUGUGGCAUUGCUUCCUGACCACCGUGACCGUUACUUUGUGCUCUUCCCUGCUAUGCUGGUGAUGCUCUCUGUCUCACCCAGGAUGAGUGCCUUUAUCUUUGAGGGAAGCUAUCCUCUGAGUGGCAUCAGUGUGAACUGGUUAGAGGAUGGGGACCAUUACAAGAAUGCCUUUGAGCUGUCAGGGCCAGUGCUGGAGAGGAUCGUGGCUGUGUGCCAGAGCAGACAGGAUCAGCAGCAGUGGGUGGAAGCGUUCACCCAGCAGUGCCGCCUUGCCCGUGCCUCAAGCUUCACCCCCCACAUAUCCCUGCUAACCUCCCCUCCUGUCCUCCCAGCUCAUGGAGGCCCACUCAUGCCUCGCCAGGCCAGUACCACCAGUGCCACCAGCCUUCAGGAUGCUCCAGCCAGACCUCGUCGCUCUGUCCCAGGCAAGGUGUGGAGUCUGUCAUGCCUCCGUCCAUCCCCUCCGCUGAGGCCAGGAAUCUCUGUGCGUGAGGAGAAGCGGAAUCAACGGUACACAAAGCGUAAAGAUGAUAAAUGGCAUGAGGAUGAUGCACUGAUCCUUCGUGUGAUUGAGGCAUACUGUACUAGUGCCAAAACCCGCUACACGAUCAACUCUAUUGACUUGGGGCAGGUUGGCCGUGCAUGUGGGGGGAGUGCCACUGGGGGUUCAUUGGACUGCAGGGGAACCCACCACCACCAUCACCACCACCACCUUCAACAACAACAACAGCAGCAUCAGCAGCAGCAGACUCCUCCUCACUCCCCCCCAGCACUCUCCCCCUUUGGAGAGUUACGUCUGCACAAGGGUCAGCGCUCUAACUGGUGCUGUGGUUUGGCUAUCAAGGCCAUCAAGAAAAACAUUGAUUUUGACUGUUAAAGCAAGUUAGGGUUCUGCUGGUAUGUGAACCCUGAACUGCAACCUAAUUAAAAUCAAACUUUGGUGCAAUGAAGUGUGAAGAGGAAUUUUACCCAGAAGAUAUACCAGUGAAUGGUGUAAUCAAAUACAUAGUAGAAAAGGUCACAUUUUACAUGGGUAUUUGAUUAUAUGACUAUUUUUGGAUUGAAAGUUCGUUCCUUAACUUUUGUGUUUGAACUUUUUAAAAAGAUUAUUAUGUUGCCAGAAAUUUUGAUAAGAGAAUCACAAAUGAUGGUACUUAAGAAAAGGCACUUAUGUGUUUAAACUGUGAAAGAAGACAAUAAUUUUGCCAAAGAUUUCCUAAGGUAAUGAUUAGAUAUGACAUUAUGCCACAUUAAGGAAAGGGCAUUACUUUUGUACAAGAAAUAAAUAAUUUGCAGUGAGUGGAUAAAAGAACACUGUUGCUGAUAGAUGAUAAAACAGUUGAUCCAAAUAUGCAAGCAAAAUAGUUUGAAUUAUGUUAUUCACUUUCUUUCCAACAAAAUCAAAACUUUACACAUGCUUUUUGUAUAUACAUAGAGGGGAGCUUUGAUUUUCUGAUCUAGCAGGGAAAGGCCUGAAGAGUUUUGAAGUCUUUUCUUUUUUUCAUAUGUUAGAAAUAGCACAAAUAUUAAAGAAACAUUUUACUGCAGUACACAGAACAGUUCUGUACAAACAAAUCUCAUUAUACUUGUUUGACAUGACAUUUCCGUACUUUAUGGUAUGAAAGUGUUGUGUAAAAUGAAAUUGGCAUUUUAUUCAAUUUAAAAGUUUCAUUUAUUGAUUUUUUCAUAUAUUUAAAAACAUUUUUUUUUUUUUUUAACUGAAAAGUUGGGGUGCAGAACAAUGAGUGUGCAAUGUAAAUAUAUGAUUUUAUGCAUUUAUCAGGAUAAACUGGUCAAUUUUGGUGUAAAAAUGUAGUAUAGUAUUUAUGUAUCUAGUUUUCAACUGUCACAGUGCACUUGUGAGUAUGCUACUCAAGGCUGAGAAUGUCACUGCCUCCUCUAUCCAUGAUACCUUACUUGCCUGAUGAUUCGUGUGCCACAUAGAUAAACAAGACACACUGCAACUCAAUGCACAAGGAUGUCACGCACACUUCCACUUUCUUGCUUGCAUUCUUUCAUCUAUAGGUUUGCUCCACAUAUUGUACAAACAGAGUCACUUUGAGGAGUAUAUCUCUGUAAUGCCUUAUGUUUUGAUAAACUGAGAAAUUGAUAUACAUAUAUAGUUUGGCAUAUGAAGAAGUGGCCAGUGAUGAAACUCUCCUGAUGGAACAUCUGACAUACAUGACAUCUCAUAAAUUAUGCUGUAAUGACCAUUAUGGUAUACAGUUAGUGGCUUUUCAUUUAUAUUGAAUAUCCUGCUACUGCACUUCUUACUUCCCUUUUAGAUCAGUUUCAGGCAGUAUAUCCAAGUAUAAUACGCAUCUUUGGUUUUACCUUUUUGGUUGCUUUUCCUUGAGCAAUGUAGGCUGUUUCAAUAAAACCAGUAUAUUUUUCUUUCUUCAUUUAAUUGACUGACGGAAGUAUUAGUGUCACAUUUCCUCUUCCUUUUUUCAUGUUCUAAUUUACAGAGCACUUUUGCCCCUGUCUGUCAGUGCUUUGAAUUCUGUUUUGUAAUGCUGAGAAACUGAUCUAAAGGGCUUGGAGAUGAGAGGGAGUUUGUAGGGAUUGAAUCCUUGACGUGAUACUCAUCAUGCAUGAUCUCUUGACUUUUUACUAUUAUGGGUGCAGAUGUAGAUUUGUUCAACCUUGACUACAGUAGCAUGAAAUAUUUUAUCAACGGAUCAAUAUUCAUUGGGUUUAAGAGUGUAAGGGCAACAAGUUUCUGUGAAAUAUUUCCAUAUGUUUUGACAUAAUAUAUAUAGCCUCAUGGAUUAUUCAUUAUAGUUAAAAAAAAACAAGCCAUUAAGACUUCAUAUUCUUAUUUUACUGAGGGUGUUCAACUUGUGAGGGAGAUAUGUUUCUGAAGAAUGCUUGUAAUUAAUUUUGCUAACAGCUUGUCAUCAUAGUUUUGUUAUCACUGAAAAAAAAGUUAUCAUGUGUUUUGGAAACAAUGUAAUGCUGCAACAAACUUUGUCCCAUUGCUAGCAGAUGUACAAGGACUGGGGAGGUGGGCUAUCUUACAUUAUGGUGCUGUGUGGUUUGGGUUGUGGCAAAGUGGUGUAUGAGGCAAAUAUGGCAUGCAGUUCAAAAUUUAAAUUAAAAGUUGGCAAAGGGAAUGGCAUUUAGCACAGUUUCAUUUUGCAAAACACACUGCCUUUAUCUUCCAACACCCAUAAGUUGUUAUAUCAUAACUAGGAUUCUUAUUUUCUUGGACAUUGAAAAUGCUAAUAUUCUUUUAUUUUUGUACACACACACACACACACACACACACACACACACACACACACACACACACACACACACA